Anopheles arabiensis is the source of this 1485-nucleotide messenger RNA. RefSeq names its product plasma kallikrein-like. Lineage: Eukaryota; Metazoa; Arthropoda; Insecta; Diptera; Culicidae. The transcript is spliced from 5 exons. The coding region runs from base 1 to 1374 and encodes 457 amino acids. The record is from RefSeq and is a predicted model, not a curated record. Gene Ontology annotation, molecular function: serine-type endopeptidase activity. Gene Ontology annotation, biological process: proteolysis.
AUGGCGAAUAUUACAUGUAUUCUUAUCAUUUUAUCGCUGGGUUUCAUCUACGGACAAAAGAUAAAUGGUUCCUCUCGCGAAUUGGAUCCCAUUACGACCGAAGCACCACUAACGAGGCUCAUCGAACAUCAUAUGUCUAUUCAGCAAAAGCUCGCUACACAGCGUGUGCCUAAUUACAGCAAACCACCAUUGGCGCGUGUUUCAGCACUCACUAGUUUCGUCCAACAUCUGCACAACUCGAAUCGCACAUCAGAAUUAUACAAACCUUUCGUAGCUAAACAACCUACAGACACAGCAGCUCACGAUGAACAACAGCCUUCGAACGCUGGACCAGUCCAGCUUGGUCUCAGUAAUUUUCUGCUGGUGCUAUCCAGUCUCUCUAAUCGACCGCUGAGUGAUCAAUCUGCCGCUUCCAGCUCUGGUGGUGUGAUCAGUCAAGGCAUAUCCACUGUUCAGGAGACAUUUUCUCAGGCGAAUCAAGCAUCUUUAUCGGCCAAUUGGAAUCCUGCACGUCCCAUCUCAAGCGCUGUUGUGACCUCCCAGCCCGUAUUCUGUCCAUCAGAUUGCACCAUGGGUAAACAUACACCCUGUGGUGUUGCCCAGAAAACUGCCUCGUUUCGUGUUUUAGGUGGCGCUGAGGUUACACCAUACAACAAAUAUCCGUGGAUAGCUGUAUUGCAGUACUACGAUCAAAACGUAGGCACUGGGACGCUGAUCAAUGAUCGCGUGGUGCUUACAACCGGUAGAACCGUUUCUUCUAUGAUUAUUUUCAAUCAAAUUAAAGUUAUAUUUGGAGUUUUUGAGCCUAAUUCUACCACUGAAAGUACAUCCAGGAGUGUGUUCGCCGUCACCAGAACGAAACUUCAUCCACAGUACAGUGCAUCCAAUUUGCUAAGUUACAAUAUAGGGCUUCUCCAGUUGGCAGUGCCAGUAACCAUCACCGACAACUUCAUGCCCAUUUGUUUGCCCAGCAGAAUUAACACAUUUUCCAACACAGAGGCAAAACUGGUGGGCUGGGGAGCUCGUGAGCUUGGUGGGGAAUCGUGGAACAAACUACAAGAAGUGACUAUUCCUCUGUACUCAUUCGAUGAGUGUCGCCUGGCCUACCCUAAUUCAACAGAGAAUAAUAUAUGCGGUGGUGUGUUUGGCCCUGCACCGAAAGACAAGCAUAAGACUUCUUGCGAUGGCGACGAAGGAGCUGGACUUAUGUAUCCCUGGCCAAACGACCCAUCAUUCUUGACGCUCAUCGGUAUAACUAUCCAAAUUCCGGGCGUUGGUUGUGGACAAACGAACGAACCUGCAGUAUUUACUAAGCUUUAUCCAUAUAUUCCUUGGGUGCAGAGACAAUCUGCCGGAUGCUACUGUAAAGCUUAGAACAUGAACUAUGGCUUAGAUAUUGAAUUUGUUCCGCUUCACUCAUUACGGCCUGAUCAUUUUUUUCGUAAAUAAAUAACACAAAGGUUAUUGAGCUUAAUAAGCUUCAUA